AUGGCCAGCUUCAUGUCUAGCUUCUUUCCCGGCGGGAAGGAAAAGCUACCAGAAGAAGCUGGGGCUCGCCCGAUAACCCCAAACAAAAACAACAAUUUUGUCGGCCCAACGAGCACACCUCAAGGCAGCCCGAGCAAAAAGACCAUCCCUCCUGGAGCCCAUGACCUUUCUUCCGUCUUCGACAAUGCGAUGAAUCUCCAAGCCAGUGGUAUUGAGGCACCAGUUAAACUUGCCCGCCCUCAAAGCGUCAUCACCACCCAGCUGUCCCCAGGCAAGGGCAAACCCAACCCGUUGGACGAAGCCAACCCCAAUCCCAACUACGACGACAGCGUAAUUCACAAAGGUGCAUCCCCCGGAAGUCCUUCCAAGAAGCAAGGACAGGAAAAUACACCGCCAAUGUCUCGCCUGGCGGCAGCAGACUCCCCAAUCCAGCACAACCACGCGGCCGUGACCCGGCAACAGUUAUAUGAACACCGCGAGCGGUCAUCAGCGCCAGUGAAGAGGUUCAAUACUUCAAGGGGUCUCACGCCCGAGGAGCGAGAAAUACUACAAAAGCCAAAUGUUCGCCGAAUGGUCAAUGUGACGCAGCUUUACUUCCUUGAUUAUUAUUUUGACCUCCUUACAUAUGUUGGAGCGAGACAGAAUCGUCUGCAAGCUUUCAAGUCGGAAUACCCUCCUCCACCGACAACUGACGAAGACACAUUCAACCAGAUGUGGAGUAAAUACGCGGGCAGGGAGAGGGCAAAUCUCCGGAAACGACGAGUCCGCCUGCGCCAUGGCGAUUUCCAGAUCCUCACCCAGGUUGGUCAAGGUGGAUACGGCCAAGUGUUUCUUGCACAGAAGAAGGACACCCGUGAGGUGUGUGCAUUGAAAGUCAUGAGCAAGAAGCUGCUCUUCAAACUGGACGAAGUUCGCCACGUUUUGACGGAGCGAGAUAUUCUUACAACCGCCCAGAGCGAGUGGCUGGUCCGAUUACUGUACUCGUUCCAAGACGAGAAGAGCAUCUAUCUCGCUAUGGAAUACGUUCCUGGCGGUGAUUUCCGGACACUUCUUAACAAUACAGGUGUUCUUUCAAAUCGUCAUGCUCGCUUCUACAUCGCCGAGAUGUUCUGUUCUGUUGAUGCUUUGCAUCAAUUAGGUUAUAUUCACCGUGACCUCAAACCCGAGAACUUCCUCGUGGACUCGACGGGUCAUGUCAAAUUGACUGACUUUGGACUUGCUGCUGGUGUUCUUGCACCAUCCAAAAUAGAGUCCAUGAGAAUUAAGCUAGAGAAAGCCUCCGAGACUGCUGUGCCGUUUGGAAAGCCCAUGGACCAGCGGACCGUAGCCGAGCGUCGUGAGAGUUAUCGCAAUAUGCGAGAUAACGAUGUCAACUACGCCAAGUCGAUCGUGGGCUCACCUGACUACAUGGCACCAGAGGUCCUUAGGGGGGAAGAGUAUGACUACACAGUCGACUACUGGAGUCUUGGAUGCAUGUUGUUCGAGGCGCUCACAGGUUUCCCACCUUUUGCAGGUGCGUCCCCCGAUGAGACCUGGCGCAACUUGAAGCAUUGGAAGGAGGUGCUCAAGCGUCCUGUUUGGGAAGACCCGAAUUACUUCCUGAGCAACCGUACAUGGAACUUCAUUACUACUUGCAUCAACUCUCGUAGCCGUCGGUUCUCGAACAUCAAAGAUAUCUUUGAACAUCAGUACUUUGCUGAAGUUGAUUGGGAUACCCUCCGUCAGAGCAGGGCGCCGUUCGUUCCUGAGCUGGACUCGGAGACAGAUGCGGGCUAUUUCGACGACUUCAGCAAUGAGGCCGACAUGGCCAAAUACAAGGAGGUCCACGAGAAACAGCAGGCCCUCGAGACGAUGGCAGAGCGUGAAGAUGAAAUGAGCAAGAGCCUCUUUGUUGGCUUCACAUUCCGCCACCGCAAGCCUGCAACCGAGGAUGGUGGCAGCCCGAGAAAGCGCAUCCCCACCAGCGAUGACACGUUCGGAACGAUGCUUUAG
Clonostachys rhizophaga is the source of this 1992-nucleotide messenger RNA. Lineage: Eukaryota; Fungi; Ascomycota; Sordariomycetes; Hypocreales; Bionectriaceae. The record is from the annotation of a GenBank genome assembly.